CCUCCAGGUAAAAUGAGAUGGAGGUAAAAUCGGGAACUGAUCACAGGCUCUGCCAGCACUGGAGCCAAUCUAACCCAUCCUGCCUAUGCCUAACAUUUUGAUUUUGUUUUCUGUUAAGCCCACCGAGCUCUUUCCCCAUAACUCUCCAGGAAAGGCCUUUAGGAAACAUUUAAAAACAAGUUAUCUUUUAGCUAGGAUGGUGAAUGUUACUUGCCUGCUUCCAGCUAGAAUAGUACAUUACACAGGAAACCCCCAAAAAUGUGAAGAAAAUAGUUCAAGAAGUUGAAGAGCUGAAUUGCAAAGUGUUUGCAAUUGUAACCAAACAUUUGGAAGUGAAGCUUUUUGUCUGCCCCUCUUUACUGCUAUGUUUUAUUGCAGUCCAAACCAUCUUGGGGUUGCCGGAGGGUUAAAUGCUGAUUUCCUGCUGUUUCUUAGUGCUACUAAUGAGUUUUAAAAGCUGCCAAGUUCUUCAAGAAUUUGCAAUUAAUUAACAUCAGUUUCCUGGCUGGAGUUUGUUAUUGCUCCCUGCUUCUGCUUCAUAGCUCAGACACACACAAGGCAGCUAAAGCUGUGCUGCAAAGAAAAAAUUAGCUUAGGAAACAAAAGUUCCAAUGGGAAAGCUCGGAUUUCUUUUCCCAUCUUUGCUGCUCAUCGGCUUUUUGGCAUUAGACACAACAUGUUACUUUGCAGACAGUCAGGGAAUACAGCAGCCAUUCAGUAAGGCCAUUCUGGAGAUGUUACAUAUAAAUACACUUACACUGCCGCAACGUACCAAGCUUCACCCCUACUUGAGAAAAAUCUAUCAGCGACUCAGAUCAUCGGACGCUAAAGAUUCCACUGAAACUGAGGGAAUUCUAGUUCAAAGUUUCAGGAGUAUCCGAGUUCCUGAAUAUGACAACCCUGGAUGGUUAUGGUUUAACAUUUCCAGCCUCAAGCCCUCCAUGUUGGCAGCAGAGCUGGUGUUACUGCGGAGAACCCUGCACCCCAAGGCACUGACAAUCAAUGUAACAAUACACACAAUUAGCUUGGAAGGGAACAACCUGUCUAUCAGUGAUCCACUAGACAGAAAGAUAUUGAAUCUGAGCAAGCUGCCAUCUUCUGGCUAUGAUACCUUCAACGUUUCCAUCAUCCUGAGACUGUGGAGGGUGAACGUGAUAGGAUUCCAGUUCCAGUUCACCGAUGACAGCGGCAGUCUGGUCCUGCAUGAUGCCCUCACUCAGAGUCUCUACUGUCUCAACACCAGUUCUCAAGAUGAACCGCUUCUCAUCACCUAUCGGUUUGUGCUAUCAGAGAAGAGCAAGACAGCCAGAUUGCGCAGCAGUAGGAAUAGCCAGCGAUUCGCUGGUGGAUUGAGAGUGAGGCAUCUUGCUCACAGAGAUAUCCCCGAAGAAUGCAGCCUGCACCGGUGGUUCGUGAGCUUACGGUCUUCAGAGUUAAAUCGCUGGAUCCUGGAACCUCAGGGUUACUACGCUAACUUCUGUAGAGGUCGUUGCUUCAGUGCUCUCUCUGACCAGGAGAAAACAGUACCAACCAUCUCUGCAUGGGACAGAGCAGCUCAAAACACAAACAAAUCACAAAGAUCGUACUGCAAUCCCCAGAGAUAUUCCUCAAUCAAAAUUAUGUAUUUAACAGCGAAUGGGAAUAUUUUAAUUGAGAAUUUGAAGAUGAGUAUUGAAAGUUGUGCAUGCAUGUAGACUUCUUUAUGCUGCAUGUGUGUGUGGUAUAUAAUUUUUUUCCCUAUGUCAUCUAAACUCAAUGUAUUCACUUUCGAGAAGACAAUUAGAAUACAAUAAGAACAUUGGAAUAAUAUGUUAGAAAGGGCCGGGUGUUAUUUACUAUUUGCAAUUCACAUUUGUAAAGUAAUUGACAAAAGGAGGACAAAUUAAACUGUGUCAUCAAACAGGAGCUGAAGAUGUCUUGUUGCAAUAUUUCAUAAAUGUUAUGAAUGUAUCAAGUUUUUAUUGUAUUUUUAAUUGUGUUUGAUUUGUCCUUUCUCAUUAACUUAACAGUUCUCCCUCCCUACAAUCUAGACUUUCAAAACAAAGAUGUCUUACAUAUUUUGUGUGCAUGUGUAUUGAAUCAACAAUCUAAUUUUAAGGUUGUGCAUACGUUAAAACUUUGGUGAGCUUUAUAAUCCAAGUUCUUUUUAAGGCCAUGCUCAAUCUUAGUAACGGAACAAUCAUGAUUUAAAGUAAAAUUUAUUGAACUCAUUAAGACUUCCCCUUGUGCUAAUUACAAACAAUACAAAUGUUAUCUGUAAUAUGCAAUAAGGCAAAGUAAUGCAUAUGAUUCAAUAAAAAUAAUAUCUUAUUUUAUAAACAGUUAAACAUGAAUUAAUAAGUUUAUUGGCUAAGUAUUCACAUACAAGAAAUUUGCCUUGGUGUUCCGCCCGCAAGGGACAAAAUGACAUACGGUGACAGUUAAGAAUGCCACAUAAAACAUUAAACAUUAAUAAAACAUUAUUGAUUAA
Molecule: messenger RNA, 2470 nt
Organism: Leucoraja erinaceus (little skate)
Lineage: Eukaryota; Metazoa; Chordata; Chondrichthyes; Rajiformes; Rajidae
Product: bone morphogenetic protein 2
Exons: 4
Coding region: 612-1694 (360 amino acids)
Biological process (GO): BMP signaling pathway; SMAD protein signal transduction
Cellular component (GO): extracellular region
Molecular function (GO): cytokine activity; growth factor activity
Source: RefSeq, a predicted model, not a curated record